UGUUGGGUGUCACUUUCUCUGUCUGUAAAGCAGUUAUUUGCCAUCACAUUUCCCAAAGAUGAUUAUUUAGAAAUGUUGUCUGGAGUAUUAAAAAAAUCACAAGAGUAUUUAAUAAAGAACUAUAGAACUUUGGUUAAUACUGCUUGUGGUAUUAAAGAGACUAUGCAUAGUUUAUUCAAAGCUUUUGUUCUAUACACAAACAAAAAAAAUAUUAAUCUUGUUCUUUUAAGACAUUACAACACACUUCAAGCAUUGCAGUUUUGGCUUGAUGGCAGGCAAGAUGAACAUGUUCCAGACUCAGAUUAUUCAAAUUAUUCUUUGCUAAAACUAUUACUUUUGGAAGAGUACAUUACAAAACUAUCCAAUCUAAUUAAUGAUGUAGAAUCUGAAGGCAAUGAAACAAAUAGUAAUUUAUAUCUUCUUAUUUUACAAAUAACUUUUGUUAUAUAG
Molecule: messenger RNA, 450 nt
Organism: Dentiscutata heterogama
Lineage: Eukaryota; Fungi; Glomeromycota; Glomeromycetes; Diversisporales; Gigasporaceae
Source: the annotation of a GenBank genome assembly